This is a messenger RNA of Aureobasidium melanogenum CBS 110374, 738 nucleotides long. RefSeq names its product Cwf15/Cwc15 cell cycle control protein. Gene Ontology annotation, biological process: mRNA cis splicing, via spliceosome. Bases 1 to 738 code for a protein of 245 amino acids. Gene Ontology annotation, molecular function: RNA binding. Gene Ontology annotation, cellular component: catalytic step 2 spliceosome. The record is from RefSeq and is a predicted model, not a curated record. The transcript has 2 exons. Lineage: Eukaryota; Fungi; Ascomycota; Dothideomycetes; Dothideales; Saccotheciaceae.
AUGACCACCGCCCAUCGUCCCACCUUCGACCCCGCCCGCGGCAAAGAAGCCCUUCGCGGUCCUGGAUACCACCAACGUCUACUGCCAGCCCACAAGACCCUCAAGUUCCGACAAGCAACCCAAGGAACCACCGACGAGCACUCAGCACGCGACCUCCGCGCCGAACUGCUCCGCGCCGAACGCCGCCACUUUGCCAAAAAGGAAGGUCGUGAAUUGUCUCCCGAAGAAGAAGAACAAGCAACACCACAACUCGCCAUCGAGCAAGGAAAGACUCUAAAGCGCAAUUUGGAGGAUGGAGAGGGGCAAGAGGGAGAUCAACAAGAGGAAGACUAUGAAGCCAAAAGGAGGAGGGUGUUAGAAGAGACGCGUGAUGUGGAUGCAGAUUCAGAUGAUGGUUCAGAAGAAGACUCUGAUUCUUCGGAUGAUGAAGACGAUGACGAUGAUGAGGAAGCAGAGCUGAUGCGCGAGUUGGCAAAGAUCAAGGCCGAACGUGCAGAAGCUGCUGCCAGAGAAGCUGCAGAACAAGCGGCAAAGGAGGAAGAACAGCAGAUGCGGGAUAUCGCUACUGGAAACCCACUCCUGAACAAGGGAGCAUACGACGUCAAGCGAAGAUGGGACGACGAUGUUGUCUUCAAAAACCAGGCCAGGGGAACAGAAGACAAGAAGGGCAAGGAGUUUGUCAACGACUUGCUGAGAUCAGACUUCCACAGACGUUUCAUGAGCAAAUACGUCCGUUAG